This is a messenger RNA of Chaetomium fimeti, 1357 nucleotides long. RefSeq lists its product as uncharacterized. Bases 173 to 1291 code for a protein of 372 amino acids. Lineage: Eukaryota; Fungi; Ascomycota; Sordariomycetes; Sordariales; Chaetomiaceae. The record is from RefSeq and is a predicted model, not a curated record. Gene Ontology annotation, molecular function: nucleotide binding. The transcript is spliced from 2 exons.
GAACCUGACUCAGUCCCUUUAACUUCAUUGUAUUAAUAAUGCGCUGAACCUCUCUACACGGUAUAAUAUAUCCCUCAUCUCCCAUAUCGCCACCCUACCGUCUCAUCAUCUUAGCCCCAGGUCAAUAACCAUCAACAACCGCCCGAAUUCAACACAAUUCAACACCGCCAACAUGAGCUCCCAGAAGCAGUUCAACGUCGGUAUCGUAGGCUACGGCCUCUCCGCCAAAGUCUUCCACAUCCCCUUCAUCGCCCUCACCCCCUCCCUCAACCUGCACACCAUCCUCCAACGCAACCCCACCCCCGGAAACUCCGCCCCGGCCGACCACCCCACCAUCAACCACACCACCUACCUCGACACCCUCAUGACCAACCCGGCCAUCGACAUCGUCAUCCUCUGCACCCCGCCCAACACCCACUACGCCUUCGCGCGCGCCGCCCUCGCGGCCGGCAAGCACGUGCUCGUGGAAAAGCCCUUCGUGCCCACCGCCGCCGAGGCCGACUCCCUGGCGGACCUCGCGCGCGAGUGCAAGCGUGUCUUGUGCGUGUAUCAGAACCGGCGGUGGGAUGCGGACUUUUUGACCGUGCGGCGGCUGCUUGCGGAUGGGACGCUGGGGCGCGUGGUGGAGUUCGAGACGCAUUUUGAUCGGCUGCGCAUUCAGCCGCCGGCGGCCGGGGGGUGGAAGGCGGGGAUGGGGAUGAAGGAUGGGGGUGGGGUGGUGUUUGAUUUGGGGACGCAUUUGCUGGAUCAGGUGUUUGUGCUCUUUGGGAUGCCGAGUGGGGUGUAUGGGCGGUUUGUGAGGCAGAGGGAGGGGAGGCUGGUGAAGGGGGUUGAGGGGGAAGGGGAUGAGCCGGAUAGUGUGACGGCCGUGUUGAGCUAUGAGGAGACGGGGCUGGUGGUGUAUGUGCGGAUUGGGGUGGUUAGUGUGGAGGCGGAGCAGGUUAGGUUUUGGGUUCGGGGGAGCAAGGGGAGCUAUCACAAGAAUGGGCUGGAUCCGCAGGAGGGGCAGCUUAGGGGCGGUGGGAAAGCGACGGACGCUGGGUUUGGCAGGGAGACCGAGGCCGAGUAUGGACGGCUGUCUCUCUUGGGGGAGGAUGGGGCAGUCGUGGACCGCCCUUACCCGAGUGUCGAGCCGGACACGUACCUCAAGUUCUAUGAGCUGUUUGCAAAGGCGGUGGAGAGCGGUAAGGAGGAGGAUGUGCCCGUGCCGGCCACGCAGGCAGCCCAGGUGUUGAGGAUCAUCGAGGCACUCAAGGAGAGCGCUAAGACUGGGAGGGAGGUUGCUCCUUGAAUCAUAUAAUCAUUCGCCAAAUAACGUUUAUUGCCUUCUUAAGAACCUGCUCACUAGCAAUCAUCC